Messenger RNA from Ilex paraguariensis (yerba mate), 1080 nucleotides. Lineage: Eukaryota; Viridiplantae; Streptophyta; Magnoliopsida; Aquifoliales; Aquifoliaceae. The record is from the annotation of a GenBank genome assembly.
AAAAGCUCAUAUAUGCUACUUUUCGUGCUGGAUUGCAUUAUCAAACAGACCAUAACUCAAAACACUUUUGGUCAUAUCACAGGGGAAAGGGUUCACAGCAGUUACACCAGAGUAGUGGUGGUGGUCUGGCUCUUCGUUGUCUUUCUCUUAGCCUCAAGCUACACUGCAAGCCACUCCUCAAUGCUCACGGUCCAACGCUUCGAACCGAACAUAACAGAUAUAGAGUGGCUGAAGAAAAACAAUGCACCAGUAGGCUGUGACUUUGAUUCGUUUAUAAAACAGUAUCUACAGAAUGUGCUUAAAUUUGACCCCAGAAACAUCAAGAACAUCAACAACGAAUACGACUAUCCGACAGAAUUCGAGAGUCGCAAUAUCACUGCAGCAUUUGUUGAACUUCCUUAUUCCAAGGCCUUUAUGAAACAUUUUUGCAGAGGGUACACUGUUGCCACACCCACAGAUGGACUUGUUGGUAGUCACAGAUUUGGAGGCUUGGGAUUUGUAUUUCAGAAAGGCUCUCCAAUUGCUGAAGAUGUCUCCCAUGCUAUUCUGACCUUAUCAGAGAAUCGUAAGUUGGAACAAUUGGAAACUCUGUGGUUUACUCCUUCUCCCAAGUGUUUAAACUCUCUAACUUUUGACACGAUUGAUAGCUUGAGCUGGAAAAGUUUUUGGGGUCUUUCCCUCUUCUCAGCCUUUAUUUCCACCAUAUGUUAUAUACUAUUUGCAACUCACCAGUCAUAUAUGGGAUCUAUUAGUUUUAUUUAUAGCACUAUGUUGUACAAGUUGGCUGGGUUAGUAAAGUAUUUGUAUAUCGUAGUGAGAAAACCUCAAGGUACAAUUCCAAACACUGUUCACUCUUCUAGUACUAAGUACACAAGUUCUUUAGAGACUCUGGGGCAAUCCCAAGCUCCGACGUCGAGUGGAAGUUGAAGUUACCAAUCCUAAUGAAGAAAGGCAUGUUCAUUUGUGACUUGGAGUCAAGAGUUCAAGUUGUUGAAAGAUUUAUUGGAUGUAAUUGCAGACUUCUAAUCUUUUAAAAUGUGGCGAAUGAUGGGAACUGAGUCUUGUAUACUGACUUGUGCG